UCAAGAUGGAGGACCAGUUUCCUUCAGGAGUCAAAAUGGAGAACCAGCUCCUCUCUGAGGCCAGAAUGGCGGACCAGGUUUUUGUCAGAGCGAAAGACGGAGGAGCAGCUUUUCUUUGGAGCCAAGAUGGACGACCAGUGCCUCCGAGCCGUGCUGUGGCAGGACAUGUCAGUGAACCUGGCCUCCACGCUGCUGCACCAGCUCUCAGAGAGGGUCAGUAAAUCCAACAGUCAUCAGGUGGAGAGGUCGACUCCACCCAUCAGAAGCAGUCCUAUACUGAAGGUGAAUGUGGAUCCUCUCCGCUCCUCUCCACUCUUCAGCCCCCUGGAAACUCCACUUGAAACACAAACCAGCCUCAGCAGAGAUCAAACCACAGGUUGCUCUUACUUCUACAGGUGUCACGUGUGCGGGUUUGAGACGGAGGGACGCGCCCUUUUCCAGAGUCACAUGACAGAACACCGCCAGUGGGAGCACGGCUCCUUCUCGCUGCACUGCUGCGUGUGCGACCACUCGACCAAUCAGGAGGCGGAGAUGAGGGCUCAUGUCGACACGCACAUACACGGCGACACGGGAAUCAGAGACAUGAGAUGCCCCGUCACCCCUCCCUGCCGCCGCCGCCGCCGCCGCCUCCAGCAGCACUCCGGCAGUUGCCGUGGCAACCCAGCCAGAGAAGAGCACCUCUGAGCAUCGCUGCCGCAUCUGCCAGAGGUCGUUUCCAGGGCAACAGGAGCUGCUGGUUCACUUCCAGGGUCAUCGCCAAGGCAACCAGUACCGGUGCGACCGGUGCGGCCACCUGACGCGGACAGCCAACAAGCUGGUGGAGCACGUUCGCGUGCACACGGGGGAGCGGCCGUUCACCUGCGACCUCUGCCCUUACAGCGCCAAGCGGCGGGACAGUCUGCGCCUGCACUGCAAGGUCAAACACGCCGCCGCGCACGUCAACGGGAACGCGGCGGCGGACGCGCCCGGCGACGUGCACACGCACCGGUCGUACGUGCACGGGGACAAUCAGCGUUCAAACAAACACGUUCAGCGGCUGCACACGCCGGCCAACGCACACACUGCUGCACCCUCCUCCUCUCUUCCUCCUCUUCAUCCCUCGCUCUCUGACCGGGCAGGGUGGAGGGAUUUGUCUCCUCUCCUCCCCAUCACGACACUCAUCUCUCUGAAACCACGCUCUCCUUCUUCACCCUCCUCCUCCUCCUCCUCCUCGUCUUCCUCCAACAAACACUCCUUUCUCGGUUACCUUGGUCUGACGACGUCUUUAUAAAAACGCUUUGUCUCUUUUUCUUCUCCUUCUCCCUCCUCUCCCUCUUCUCUCUCCUUCCUCUCCUCCUCUUCUCAUAGCUCAUUCCCUGCUUUUCUCUUUUUCUCGUUCUCUCCUCUCCUUGUCUCCUUUCCUCUGCUACUCUUUUUCCUUCUCUUUACCUCCUCUCCUUGUUUCCUCUCCUUUCCUUGUCAUAUCUCCCCCUCUCUCCUCUCCACAUUUCCUCCUCUUCCCUCCUUUCCUUGCCUCCUCCUCUCCUCUCCUCUCAUCUCCUUGUUUCCUCUCCUUCUCUUCUAUCCUCAUUUCCUUUUGUUUUCCCUUCACACCAUGUUUUUCUCUCCUACUUUUCAACCCCUCCCUCUCCUCCCUCUCCUCUUCUAUCCAUCCUCUGGACUGUUAAAGUGAUGGAUGUAAAGCUCUGUAAUGUAUCCAAGGUACUGUCACUCAACACUAUGUAUGAGAAUGUCAAACAGCUACUGUAAUGCUCAAUGCACUGAAAAACACACAGAUAAGGAACGUUUUGAAUUUAUUGAACUUUUGCAUCAUGCUCGUGAUUUUUGCUGCAUUCCUGCCUGCUUUUAGCCUCUCAUAUAAUCACUGAACUCUUAGCUAUUUAACCGUGUGACAUAUUUAUUGCCUGUCUCUCGUCCCUCAGAAACCCUGAGACUUAAAAAUCCUCCCGUCGCGCUCAUUUUGCACAAAAAAAACCACGAGACGCUUUAAUGUAAAGAUGAGUUAUGUAUUUAAAGUAUGUUAACAAGUCGUUUAGUCUUUUGUUCAGAUUAGAUUUGAGACAAUUUCACUGAUUUCCAAAAAAACAUUCCGCUUUUAAAGAAAUUUUGUUUCGAGUGUGUCAUUUGUCAUUUUUUUGUGAAAGGAGGCAGAUUUUUCUGAGUUUUCGCGUCAUGAGUAAAGGCAUCACGAUCACACAGACUGUCAGAGGCUCUGGGUCGAUCCUCGUCGUUGGUCCUCUGCCUCCUCAGAUGUGGUGCUAACAUCCCCAGCAGGACCUCAAACUGUCCCACAAACAUCCUAAAAAUAUGUCCACAACCGGCCUCAGUGGAGCAGCUACAUCCCGAUUCAGUUUACAAAACGUGAUUUGACUCGUUGCACAGAUCAGUGCAGGAACCACAGUCUUAAAUUAAAACGACCGAACCACAAAACUAACUGUGGAAAAAGGAGAGACUUGAUAGAAAUGGAGGUCAGAGCAACCUCGAUACUCUCAGCUCCAGUGUCAGGUAUGUUCUGCACAGCUACAGCAGAAACUACUGGUGUUUUGGCAAAUUAAAUCAGGCUGACGACGCUGUCAGCAGCCCGGCAGGAGAGACACUCCAUGGUGUGAUAGGAUGAUGCCAACUUUAUGUCUGAAUGAAAAACAAGAACAAAUCAUCGGAUCUUUGUGUUGAGCAGCUGAAUAGGAUUCGACUGAAAUAUUCUGAGUUUGGUUCAGCCCUGUUGAUUAGCAUUAAACACAAACUACAUCUGAAGGAUGAUGGGACUGUCUUUAGUUUUGCUGGUAUUUGGCGCUAGAGGAAAAAUCAGAGGAUCACUGAAGUCAGUAGGAUUCAUCCUCUGAGGACCAUAAAUUUUAUGGCAAUCCAUCCAACGGACCAACUCUUAACAUUUCCGUCCACAGAGGUAAAAAAAACCCUGUUGUCUCAUCCCACUUGAUGACUGGUUGAAAUAGAUGGAGACUUGUUUUUUUGGGCUGUUACCAUCUUGUUUUACUUGUUCUAAGAGCUGGAUGUGCCAAACUUGAAGAUUUUCUACAACUGUUUUUCACUCUCGAAAGUUGAUGCAGCUUCACUAGGAUUUUUUCUCAUCAGAGGUCGUCUACAACUUACAGUUCAGUCUUUUUAAAACAGUUUUAACAUUUCUAUUCAUCAUCGUUAGAUAGUUAUAAAUCAGCAUAAGACAGGGUUUCACUUCAGUUCACUACUGUCUCUUUAUUCUUUGGGGAUUUUUAAGGAUACAAGGUUUCUGGUGGACAGUGAUGAUAUUUCUAAUAUUUGUGUUGUAUAUUGAUAAUGUAUUUGUGUUUACGUAACUACAUGAGGCUCCUAAGAGUCUGAAAUGUCUUAAUUUAAAGUUGCACUAUAUGUAGUUUUGCUGAGACAAGAAAAGAAUCAUUUUAGAAUAUUUUACUUUUUGUUAACUCUUCACAAAACCAGAAUGUUCAGUGAAAGUAAAUAUGGACCAUUUGUUUUUUAGAGCGAUCGAGGAGUAGUUGAAAAUCACAGCCGAACAGUUUCCCUGAAGCUUCAGUACUCUAUAAUUGUUUUAUCCAAAAUUACCAACAGAUCCAGCAGGUCUGAUGACACUUCCUGUUCUCGUGGGCAAUCAUAUACUACCUAAAAUUAAUAUUUCAAUCAGUACUAUCACAUAAAUGAAAACAAUGAAUUAAAACUUUUGUUGCAGACAAGGCUGUAUUACCUCUCCUGCACAUGCACAUAAGUCAUAUUUGUGAAGUCAAUUGAAGCUACUGUUGUAAAAUGUUUGUAGGGUGGAAGUUAAAGGUGCUAUUUGUACAUUUUUGCUAUCGCUACUUAGCCAAUGUUAGCAUUGGCAGCUGUGUACUCACCAGGAGCUUCAGCCAUUGUUGUGUUUACAAGACAAGAGGUCAGAACAUGUCCUCUGGGCAGUGCUACUUCUUCAUCCUCUCAUGAUGGACUGGAGAAAGACUGAACACUACAGUGACUCACUAUCACAAAGCUUGGGCUAGCAUGCUAGCAUGCUAACUUCAGCAGAAGAAAAGUGAUAGAAAUAGUAGCAAAACAAGAGUUAACAUCAGUGUUGCUUUCCACCUCUGGACACAGCCCUUAGCAAGUAAAGGAAAUUUUAAUGUUUUGCAUUAAAAUUUUGCAAGUUUAAUGGUGAACAUGCUAAUGCUAACGUUGGCUAUGUAGCGUUAGCAAAAACUUGUGUAUAGCACAAUGAAGACGUCUUUCUGUGACAGAGACAACAACAACAAAGAAAAUGGGUCUGAAAAUGCUUACAAACAUGACUGAAAUCAGUGCAACUGUUCAGGAUGUUUUAAGUCAUCUUACAGAAAUAACAAUGCUUAAAACUACAUGUUUCUUACAACUUAAAAAUCAAAAAACGUAGCCUAUAUGUUGACUGAAAAAACGUUGACAGGACGAAUCCAACACUUGCAAACUGAGAAUAUGAACUUGAUGUUAAGUCUGAUUAUCAUGUUAAAAAUGCUAAAAGAAAUUGUGUUAGCUUCCUUACUAGAGAGUUUGUUGCUAGCAAAGAAGGUGAAUGCAAACUUUCGAAAACUAAUUUGCACAUUACAACAAAUAAAGGUUUGAUAAAAUCAUACUUUUUACUGUUUUUUCCACUUUGAAGAUGCAGUCUAACCUUUUAAAUAUUCCUUAGUCAGUUAACAUUUGAACAUGUGCAGUAGAGGUAACGCAUGUAGCGACAGGUCGAAGAAACAGAGUUGCCCUGUAGCGAUUUUACCGUUGUACAAACCUUAACCUGAAACUCCCACAAACCACAACUGAGCAGCUUCAAGAAAAACCUGCACACGUGUUGUUUUAAUAUGAAAUGUAUCUACAAUCAAUGGUGCUAGGCUCUGCAGAGCCGGAGAGCUGAUUUUCUGCCUGCACGUUUCAUUUUAACACUUUGUUUCCACACAGAGGAGCAUGAAAUACAAAAAUCCUUCAUCACAGAUUGUGUCUUACGUUAUUUACUUAAAAUCUAUUUUCUGUUCUGUUUCUAUCUGCUGUAUCCUGUUACUGUUUGCUGCUGCAAUGAUCAAUAAAGUUUAAUUUCAUCUGA
Messenger RNA from Lates calcarifer (barramundi perch), 5050 nucleotides. RefSeq lists its product as uncharacterized. The transcript has 6 exons. The coding region runs from base 127 to 684 and encodes 185 amino acids. The record is from RefSeq and is a predicted model, not a curated record. NCBI's taxonomy places the organism in Eukaryota, Metazoa, Chordata, Actinopteri, Centropomidae.